AUGCCGGAAGAGCUGCCAGAGCUACGGGAUGCGGUGCUCGCAUCCGCGCUGGGUCUCGGUGCUGCCGGCGUAGCUUUCCGGGACUGCCCCGAUGGGGAUGACGGCGGCAUCGACAUGGCGGUGCGCUCGGAGCAGCUGGCACUCCACCGUGCCGGCCUCGCAGCGGCGGCAGCGCAUCGCCGGAUGCUUCCUUGCCUCCUGGCCUUUCCAUUCGAGUCUGGGCUCACGGGGGCCGACCGGCUGCCCAGCCUGGUGCGGUUCCUGCAGGAGACAGCGAGCUGCGGCAGCUUCGAUGCGUGGAGUCCCUUCCUGGCCUCACUGGCGGAGGGUGUCGCGUUGUGGCAGCAGGAGCUGACGCAGCAUCGCGCGGAGAUGUGGGCUUUGUUGGCUUCACUGGCGGUAACCUCACGUAGCUUCCUGCGCGACUGCGGGCUUCUGGCGCGGCAUGUUCCUCCCGACGAGGCAGCUGCAGAAACUAUUCUUCGCCGAUGCCUUGGGGAGGGAUUACCACCUGCCCUCGACGACGUGGUGCUGGGCUCUCUUGUGUCCAUAGCCUCAGCAGCAGGACUUAGACCUGGUGGUGAUGUUCUGAGUGCCGUACUUUGCCACCUGGACCCGGCUCGCCGCCACGCGGCGUUGGACGUCGCUCGCAAGCUCGGCUCGCCUUGUCCACCGGCCCUGCCAGCCUGGCUGGCGCACUUCGACGAGACCGGGGAUGCGGAGGAGGCGCCUCCUCCACCUCCGCCGCCCGAAGUCGUUGCUGCUCCGAGCGCUGCGAGUGAG
Messenger RNA from Symbiodinium sp. CCMP2456, 783 nucleotides. NCBI's taxonomy places the organism in Eukaryota, Dinophyceae, Suessiales, Symbiodiniaceae. The record is from the annotation of a GenBank genome assembly.